AUGGUAAAAGAAUCAGAGGAUGAGAUGCUGUUGCUGGAAGAAACGCCAACGACCACCAUAUUUCAGAGAAUCGGGCACGCCUUCCUGGACCUAGGAACACUGGGAGUCUCGGUCUUGGGAGGAACACUGGGAGUCUCGGUCUCGGGAGGAACACUGGGAGUCUCGGUCUCGGGAGGAACACUGGGAGUCUCAGUCUCUGGUGCGCCGGCUGGUGAGCCGGCUGAAACGGGUUCGGGUGCGCCGGCUGGAACGCCGGCUGAUUCGGCCUGGGGUGCGCCGGCUGGAACUGCGGCUGGAACGCCGGCUGAUUCGGGCGCAGCGACGAGAGGCGGAGAGGCAGUGGCUGUGGGCUCGGAUGCGCCGGCUGGAAUGCCGGCUGAAUCGGGCUCGGGUGCGCCGGACGGAGUUGCUGGUCCCGGAGAUGGAGCUGGGUCUGGGCUGGCGGAGAAACUGUGCGGCUUGGGAGGCAGAGUGUUGCCUUUCAAAACAGCAACCGCCGUCAGGCGCUCCCGCUCUGCCUCCUCCUGCAACUCCGCCAGCCCCAGGUGCGGAAGUCGCGGGAUCCAGUAAUCCAGCAUGAUCACCAAGCGUGUGGCAAUGUUCAGGCGGUGACGGGCGGAGUAUGGCCUUGCCACCUCCUCGACAUAGUCCUUCAUUGUUCUUCUUAAUACGGCUGGAUCCAUAUUAACAGCGAGCCUCACCGAUCGGUUCUGGUCGGGUCCUUCUGUCAUGAAUUGGUGGAUGAGGUGGUGAGGCAGACGCUUGAGACUCGGGUUGAAAUGAGAAGAUGAUGGUUUAAUGGUGAUAAUCCAGAAAGUAACAGUCCAAAACAAGUCCAAUAACACAGGCAGCACGACUGAGCGGAAGCCAGGGCUCAACGCCGGUAGCAACUGUUUUACGGCUGGACACACGAAGGACUGAACGCACAUUAGACAAGGACCCGACAGAAACGCAGACACACAGGUGGCAUUAAAUACACGGGAGGGUAAUCACAGAAACGAGACACACCUGGGAA
Messenger RNA from Xiphophorus hellerii (green swordtail), 1015 nucleotides. Its product is annotated as cuticle collagen 1-like. The record is from RefSeq and is a predicted model, not a curated record. The coding region runs from base 1 to 570 and encodes 189 amino acids. The transcript has 2 exons. NCBI's taxonomy places the organism in Eukaryota, Metazoa, Chordata, Actinopteri, Cyprinodontiformes, Poeciliidae.